Messenger RNA from Caenorhabditis elegans, 1242 nucleotides. It is a transcript of the gene nos-2, whose product is annotated as Nanos-type domain-containing protein. Gene Ontology annotation, biological process: regulation of translation. The record is from RefSeq and is marked reviewed. Gene Ontology annotation, molecular function: RNA binding. Bases 57 to 836 code for a protein of 259 amino acids. NCBI's taxonomy places the organism in Eukaryota, Metazoa, Nematoda, Chromadorea, Rhabditida, Rhabditidae. The transcript has 5 exons.
CACAGACGACGGAAAGGGGAAAUUCAAGCCAUUUGAGUUUUUGUUCUUCUUGAAAGAUGUCUCUGGGUACUCCAAGUGAACCGACUUCGACUCUCGAAUCAGACAUUUUUGACGAUCUUUCGUUGUAUUAUCUAGAGGAUGUAUUCCUUUCCGCCACAACGCCGUCGCCAACAUUUGAUUUGAGUGAUCCAUCGGAUCCAUCACUUUCGGAUUCGUUUGACAGUGAAUGGUCACCAAUGACUCCAUGCUCAAUAGAAAGACCGGAGACCUCAACAUCAUCAAUCUUCUCGUUUGAAGCUAGACCCAUCAAAACGCCGCCACCUGCCGAAUAUCUUCGACUUCCGACAUUCCUGUCAACGAAUAAUUCCGGAUUUUUCGAUUCAGUUGUCGCUUCGGAUUUCAAUUUGUACGGGAAGUUCAAUGAUUGGUUGAAUGACAGCAAGCCUCGCAGUGGAUCGUUUGCGAUUGAAUCUGCUGAAGAGCUCGCGAGGAAUCCAAGAGAAACUCGCUCCGAGCCCGAAGUGCCAUCAUUGUUCAAAAGGCGUGAAUAUGGAUGUGGAUACUGUCGUUCCGUUGGAUAUAUGCGAUGGGAAACGCAUACACGUAAGAAAUGCGACAAGCUCAGCUCAUUGGCUCCAUGUAAAAUUUGUGGAGCUCGCGGUGAAAUGAAUCACACCGAGACGUACUGCCCAAUGAAGCCGUCGAGCCAGUUGUUCUUCAAUGAGGAUUUCAGCCGAGACUUCGAAAACCGACGAUUCCAGCGCAGUCGUUAUCAAUUUUACAAGCAUUCCUCAUUAAUUCAGAAGAUCUACGCAUCAUCCGAAGAUUCUUUCUAGAAGAUCCAAUUUCUCAAUACUUUUUUAUAUCGGGUCCAACCCGUUUAUUUUCUACAAGCUUUCACAAACAGAUAGUUUAUUGAGUUACCCGUUCAUAGCCUUUAUUGAUUCCAAAUUUCCCAUCUCACACUUUUCUACGGUAUACCAUUUACUUUUUCUGCUAAUAAUCAAUUAUUAAUACCGUAUAAUGGUCCUCUAUAUUGUCCACGUAACAACUUGUGCUUUUUCGUCGAAUUUUCAUCAGUUUGUGGAAGAAAGUGAUAACUGAAAGAAAGAAGUUUUGAAAGGAAUAGUUGUAGAAGUAAAUCACUUGUCAAUUGCAUUUGAAUAGUUGGCGAGAGCCGCAAUAUCGAGAAAAUGUGUAGCCAGGAAGGUAUAGCUCUGAAAAUAAAAAUUUACAAUUCGU